Messenger RNA from Sparassis crispa, 1887 nucleotides. RefSeq lists its product as hypothetical. NCBI's taxonomy places the organism in Eukaryota, Fungi, Basidiomycota, Agaricomycetes, Polyporales, Sparassidaceae. The record is from RefSeq and is a predicted model, not a curated record. The coding region runs from base 1 to 1887 and encodes 628 amino acids. The transcript has 9 exons.
AUGGCUCGGAGGAAAGACACCGGUCCUCCAGAUGUCAUUGAACCUCGCACUCUGAGGUCUCGGUCAAAGCCCGACAAGGUCGCUUCAGAAGCUCUCCCUCCUCUACCUCGCAGGGCGAGCGCAAAGAAGCGUGCUUCCCUGGCAGUCGGUGAUAUCCAUGUAUCUCAUGAUGAGGAUGAGAGUCAGGUUCCACCCAAACCGAGGCCUAAGCCAAAACUGCAGGGGAAGGGGAAGAAGCGCGCCCGGUGCAAGGCACCAGCUGGCAACGUUGAUGCUGACGAGCAUGACGCUGCUGAUGAGCAUGACGCUGCUGACGAGCAUGACGCCGCUGACGAGGAUGUUCCCACGGAUGUGUCGAAUAAUCGGAAGCAACCUCUGAGGAAGAGCACCAUCCAAAUGACACAUUCAACAGUAGAAGAGGUCAACAGUGACGAUCUGGAGGAUGUUGCACUGCCUCGGUCGAAGAGGACUCGACGUGAUCCGGUGACAGAUAUGGCGCCGCCACUCGUGCCGCUGCCAUCUGAGGGAAUGGAGGAGCAUGCCGACAGCGAUGUACCCGUUGGUAGCGUGAACCCAGGCGUUGACAUGCCAGCCAUCCUCAGCGACGAUAAUGAGGAAGAUGCACCCGGUGACGACGAGCUAGGCGUAGAGUUCGAUGUCAUCAUGCACGAAGACACGGCUGCCGUUACUGAUGUCAUGGGAAUCGACACUUCCACUGAUGGCGAUGUUCGCCAGGUGCUCGAUCGGGAGGGCAACAACGUCGGACAGGAGCGACGUUCAGAAAGUUGUAACGAGGAGCACGACGAGUUGGACCCUUCAGGGAGUGACUACGCUAAGACUAGGGAUCAGGAGAUGCUUCGGCGCAGCAAGAGCCUCAGACGUUGUGCUGACAAUGUCGAUACGGAGACAGAAGACGACGAGGAUGAUGCAGAAUUGCAAGAUGAGGUGACCUCUGACCCGGCCGUGUCCAUGCAUCGACCAAAGAUGAGCAGUAACAUCCAGAAGAGGGGAAAGGACCGUGCCACAUCACCUCAGGCUGACGACAGUGAAGUGCGUGCAGCAGACAAUUGGCUAAAGACUCCGGGACCGUUGUCGAAGGAGGCCAGAGAGCAAGCCGCUGAGCUUGGGGAGAACAUCUUGAAGAUGGCGGCGAAUAUUGGUCGCAAGUAUGGGAAGAGUACUCGCGAUAUUCUUGUGCAUGCCGGUCUCAGUUUCAAACCCUCUCGCGCCGCGAACCCCACCAACAUAUACCGUCAUUGGUACUCUCGGAAGCAUCCAAAGAUGAAGGACGUCAGCUCCGCAGAUUACUUGAAGAUGAUCAACGUAGCUUACAAGAAGCUGUUCAAGAAUGUUGACCCUGACGACGAGGAUGGACGGAAGGCGGUCAUUAAGUCGAUCCAUGUCAUGUGCGAUGAUCGCGAGUUCGACGAUGCAAAUGUCGGGCCGACCUCUAUGAAGUCUAUCACAGCACGGAUGAUGAGUGCGAAGGACCAGUUCACGGAUUUGGCAGCUUCAUAUCGGAAUCUUGCUGACAUGGAAGUCGUCGGGGCCAUCCUCUAUGUCGGAACUGAUACCGCAGGACGUCAAACGUCUGCGAUCUUCGGUGGUUCGCCGGCCGUGAAGAAGCUCGUCGAAGAUAAUGGACUUGAUGUUCACACGUUCCUCGACUUCCUCACUACGAGCUUGAAGUCAUCUCACUUUAGCUUGGAGGGCUUCAACUUGCCAACGAAGUUUGGCCAUAGCAUCGUUGUCGAGGCGAAGGUUAAGGAGAAUCCUCAUGAUCGCUAUCAGCAUAUCUUCACUGGCAUGAUGCAAGAGACUCUGCAACAAUAUGAUCCCACCGUUGUACGCGUCCACUGGAUGAAUUGGUUGAAAAUCGCAUCAUGA